This is a messenger RNA of Entelurus aequoreus (snake pipefish), 1863 nucleotides long. RefSeq lists its product as uncharacterized. Gene Ontology annotation, molecular function: DNA-binding transcription factor activity; RNA polymerase II cis-regulatory region sequence-specific DNA binding. The transcript has 6 exons. Lineage: Eukaryota; Metazoa; Chordata; Actinopteri; Syngnathiformes; Syngnathidae. Gene Ontology annotation, biological process: regulation of transcription by RNA polymerase II. The coding region runs from base 241 to 1863 and encodes 540 amino acids. The record is from RefSeq and is a predicted model, not a curated record.
ACUACACGUGCGCAAACUCUGAAUCAACUUUCUUGUUUUUGCCGGUGAACUUGCCAACGGUCGUCACCAUUUGUCUGCGUUUCUGGCUUGAGAGAUAGCAGUAGCCAGUGCAUGAUAAAACUACACUACCUUCGGUCUGCUUUUACCCCGCCGACCCCCAGGCAGAUCCUGGAUGUGAUAGCUGUUUCCUAACUCAUCGAUGUGGUUUAGACGGCACUGCUGAGCUUGCCCGUGAUUUGAAUGUGGCAGUGUAAAGGUUGCAGUUCAAAGACCUCAACUAGAGGCCAGUUGCUUAAACAUUACAGAUUAAAUCAUCCACAUUAUGGGCGCAGGCACCCAUAUCCUUGCCCAUAUAGUAGUUGUCCAUGUACAUCUAAGUCAUGGAAUGCACUCAGGUCACAUUUGUGUAGAGUCCACACUAGAGAAACAUCACAGCAAACAUUGACAUUGACGACAUUCAGCUGUCAUGUUUGUGGGUUCUCUGAAGUUUCCUCUGAAAAGGAGUAUUUCACUCAUAUAAAUUUGCAUCUCAAAGCCAAUGAAACAGUCCCCUGCAUGUUCAAGGGCUGUACAUUUAGGACAAAUAUUUAUGGGACAUUUAAAUCACAUAAAAAUAGAAAGCACCUUGGUUAUUCUUACAGUGACUUUAAACCUGGAAUAGUUGCAGAAAGAGACAGUUUUGAGAGCUCAAGUGUUUCAGGUGAACAUGGAGACAAUGAAGAAUCAGAAGCAGCCCAGCUUGAAGUGCAGUCUAGUUUUCAGAGGGACUGCUCAGAAAAUCUUGAGAAGAUGAUAGAAGAGAAACUUGCAGCAGUGUUGCUUAAGCUGGAAAACAUACUCCAUGUUCCCAGCAAUGCAGUUGAUGAACUUUUACAGGACUUGCACUUCCUAAUAAGUUCCGCAUCCCAGACUACAUUAAAUACCAUUGUUUCAGAUUUUUGUACAAAGCAUAAUCUUGUUCUCGAUGCAAAAGAAACUGAGGAAUUGGCCUCUGCCUUCUGUCUUGCUAAUCCCUUGACCAAAGCAAUUGGAGAUCAGGGCCCACUUGGCACUGCUUUUAAGCGGAAACAGUACUUCAAAGACAAGUUCCAAGUAGUUGAACCAGUUGAAUAUGUUUUGGAUAAGGAGCGCAACCAUACCUACCAAUAUGUACCAUUAUUGCAGUCAUUGCAGCAGCUCCUUAGCAAAGAUGGUAUAAUUGAUGCUGUAGUAGAAAACUGGAGUGCUCACCAAAAUGAAACUGCACAAGAAUACAAGUCAUUUCAGGAUGGAGAAUUUUUCAAACAAAAUGAGUUCCUAUCUUCAGGGGAAUUGAGAAUACAUGUGACCCUUUAUAUUGAUGAGUUUGAAGUGUGCAACCCUCUGGGCACUUCCAGAAAGAAGCAUAAACUUUGCGCUAUGUACUGGAUUUUGAGCAACUUACCCCCAGGCCAGCACUCUUCUUUGUCAUCCAUCUACUUGGCAGUGCUGUGUAAAAGUAACUUGAUCAAGGAAUACGGAUAUGGGAAAGUGCUUGAACAUCUUUUGCGUGAUCUGGUUGUCUUGGAAGAGCAUGGCGUGUUUGUCCCACAGAUUGGAAAAAAUAUUCAAGGCACAGUACAAUGUGUUGCUGCAGACAAUCUCGGUGCCCAUGGAAUUGCAGGCUUUGUGGAAAGUUUUUCAGGAAAGUUUGUUUGUCGAUUUUGCACAGGGAGUUUCAGUGAUUUUCAGACCAAGCAGGUUCUGUCGGAAUCAGGCAUGCCAAUGUCUGUUGAGGAUCUUGCAAAUGAGAUCAAACGUCAGUUUGAUAUAGAGGAGGACAUUAGACUCCAGUACAUGGACAGUGACUUUGAUAACGAAUUUACCUCAGCCAAGGCAGCAUGA